UCCGCCGCCAGGCGGAAGUAGAGGGGCUUCCGGUGAGCCGGCCAGGUACUUGUGGUUCACAAUGGCGGCCUCCUUCUCCGGGAAGAAGAUAGUGUUUGUCACGGGGAACGCCAAGAAGCUGGAGGAGAGCACAGGCUCCGGACGCGCAGGCUCAGCGGCCAUGGCUCAUGGGCCUAGCCGCUCCGCGGCAUGUGGGAUCUUCCCGGACCAGGGCACGAACCUGUGUCCCCUGCAUCGGCAGGCGGACUCUCAACCACUGCGCCAUGAGGUCAUUCAGAUUCUAGGAGAUAAGUUUCCAUGCACUUUGGUGGCACAGAAGAUUGACCUGCCAGAGUACCAAGGAGAGCCUGAUGAGAUUUCCAUUCGGAAGUGUCAGGAGGCAGCUCGCCAGGUGCAGGGCCCUGUACUGGUAGAAGACACCUGUUUGUGCUUCAACGCCCUUGGGGGCCUCCCUGGCCCCUACAUAAAGUGGUUUCUGGAGAAGUUAAAGCCUGAAGGUCUCCACCAGCUCCUGGCUGGGUUCCAAGACAAGUCGGCCUAUGCACUCUGCACGUUCGCGCUCAGCACUGGGGACCCAAGUGAGCCUGUGCGCCUCUUCAGGGGCCGGACCUCGGGCCUGAUCACUGCCAUCCGACCAUUCCCUAUUAUCUCCCCAGCUUGGGCUGCUGUUUCUACUUUGUUGCUGCCAGCCCCGACUUUAACUGAGGGCCGGAUUGUGGUGCCCCGUGGCUGCCGAGAUUUUGGCUGGGACCCCUGCUUUCAGCCUGAUGGAUAUGAGCAGACAUAUGCAGAGAUGCCCAAGGCUGAGAAGAACACCAUCUCCCAUCGCUUCCAGGCCCUGCUUGAGUUGCAAGAAUACUUUGGCAACCUGACUCCACUUGGAGCUGGUGAUGACCACUCUGCCUGAGGAUCCGGGGAGGGCUAGCCUGAAACCGCCUCUAUCAGGCAGGCACCCGUCCAAGUACUGCCUUCAGGGUUACCACUUCCUGGGGGUGUUACCAGCCGUCAGGAGCAGCUGGCUCUGCCUGGAAACUUUGGCCAGAGGACACCAUCCUCUUGCCCUCAGGGAUUCAGUGGUCUCCUACAGCCUCCAGGCCUGGAAUCUGGAAAGGACCUUGGGUGUUAAAACUGGCCUUGGCAGGGUUGAGGGUUUGGGGAAGAACCACACAAACAACCUUAGAUGUUUUUUAAAUGCAGCAAAUAAAAAUUCCGGAGGGUACUUGCUUCCAAAAUAAACUGGGUAUAUUUGCUUUGAAACCUG
Molecule: messenger RNA, 1261 nt
Organism: Mesoplodon densirostris (Blainville's beaked whale)
Lineage: Eukaryota; Metazoa; Chordata; Mammalia; Artiodactyla; Ziphiidae
Gene: ITPA
Product: inosine triphosphatase
Exons: 10
Coding region: 62-907 (281 amino acids)
Biological process (GO): nucleoside triphosphate catabolic process
Cellular component (GO): cytoplasm
Molecular function (GO): nucleoside triphosphate diphosphatase activity
Source: RefSeq, a predicted model, not a curated record